AUGUUGGGAGCCUGGGUCUCUGCUCUCUGCCUAGCUGGCCUCCUUGGCACCUGUACAGGAGGGAAGCUCCUUGCAUCCAAAGCAGGCAAGCGAUGUCCACGUUUGCAGCAGGAGGGGCUGAAGCUAGACCAGGCCAGUGACAAGCAUGUAAAUAUAACGGGUUUUAAUCUUAUUAAGCGGUUUGCUCUUCUAAAGACCUCGUCUGUAAAGAAAAUCCGCAAUCCCAAAGGGCCCCUGAUCCUCCGGCUGGGCAGCACGCCCCUGGUCCAACCCACGCAACAGGUGUUCCCCCACGGCUUGCCUGAUGAGUUCACCCUGGUGUUCACUUUGCUCCUGAAGAAACAGAGCAGCAAGGAGAACUGGUACCUUUUCCAGGUCACCGACCGUCUGGGCUACCCCCAGCUCUCCCUGGGGGUCAACGGCCAAGAGCGGAGCCUGGAGUUCCAGGCCCGGGCCCAGGAGAAGGACUUUGUGAGCAGCGUCUUCACCGGGAAGGGGGUUUCCUCCCUCUUUGACCAGAAGUGGCACAAGGUGGCCCUGAGCGUCCAGCGCCGGCUGGUGUCCGUCCACGUGGACUGCAGCUACAUCUCCUCCAAGCCCCUGGAGCCCCGGCGGGGCGUGGCGAGCGAGGGCAACACCUUCAUCGGCCUGGAUGCCGUACGCGGCACGCCUGUCCCGUUUGACAUCCAGCAGGCCCACAUCUACUGCGACCCGGAGAUGGUGAUGCAGGAAGGCUGCUGCGAGAUCUCGGCCGGCGGGUGCCUUUCCGAAGCCUCUAAAACCCGGCGGCAGGCAGAGGGCACGCAGACCAGCAACCUGAUUGAGAUCAACCCACAGACGGAGGGAAAGGUGUACACCCGCUGCUUCUGCCUGGAGGAGACUCAGGAGGCGAAGGCAUCUGGGCAGGUCGGCGUGGAGGGCCAGCCAGGAGGAAAGGGCUACCCAGACCCACGCGGCCAGACUCGCAGGCCAGCCAGUGAGUGCCCACCCUGCCCCCAGAGAGCCCCGCACGCCAACGUCACGCUUGGUCCCCCUGGCCCCAAGGGGGGCAAAGGAGAACGCGGACUCCCUGGGACAUCCGGCUCGAAGGGGGAGCGAGGCGAGCGCGGUGCGGACUGCGUCCGGAGCUCCCCCGACGGCCCCUUGCAGUGCACGGAGGGGUCGAAGGGAGAGAAGGGGGAGCGAGGAGACCUGGGCCUAGCAGGAGCGACCGGUGCUGAUGGGCAGAAGGGGCAGAAAGGCGAGAAGGGAGAUGGAGGCGUCCAAGGGAAUCCCGGGAUGCCGGGGCGUGACGGCCGGCCUGGAGAGAUCUGUGUGGUGGGGCCGAAGGGACAGAAGGGUGAUCCAGGGCUCGUUGGACCCGAGGGGCUAGCCGGUGAGCCAGGCCCCCCGGGGUCACCAGGUCCUCCAGGGAUAGGACUUCCAGGGAAAACGGGUGACCCCGGUGGCCCUCCAGGUCUUAAAGGAGAAAAAGGUAACUCCGGAUCUCCUGGACCGGGAGGUUCAACCGGGAAGCCCGGCAAGCCAGGGGUCCCAGGCCUGAAGGGAGACAAGGGGGAUCCCUGCGAAGUUUGCCCCAGCAUCCCCGAGGGGAUGACCCAUGCUGUCGGCCUCCCGGGAAAGCCGGGACCCAAAGGAGAGCCCGGAGUGCCGGGGAAAGCGGGGCUUUCAGACAAGGCAGGGCCCUCCGGACCCAAAGGCGACAGGGGAGACCCUGGCAUCAAUGGAAUAAAAGGAGAGAAGGGUGCCCCCUGCGUGUCGUGCAGUCCCGCCGCUCUCGCCUCCAUGCUGCAGAGCUCCGACCAGCUCCCGGGGAAGGAGGGGCCCAAAGGGGAGCCGGGGUCCCCAGGGAUCGGGCUGCCCGGGCUGCCGGGUAAAGCCGGAACCCCUGGGCUGGCCGGAGCCAAGGGUCAGCAGGGAGAGGUCGGAAAGAUGGGACCGGCUGGCAAACCUGGAAUUCCAGGCGACAGAGGGAACGCUGGGCCUACAGGACUGAAAGGAGAGAAGGGAGAGCCGUGUGGCCAGUGCCUUGCCCCUCCAGAGGCGCUCGAAGGGGAGGCGAUCGGGGUGUCCGUGCCUGGUGCUCCGGGGGAGAAGGGUGAGCCAGGCCUGCCCGGCAUUGGGGCGCCCGGCAGAGCGGGCAAACCUGGGGAGCCUGGACUGAAAGGACAGAAGGGCGAUGCAGGAAAUCCAGGGGACCCUGGCAUACCGGGCUCAGUGGGGCUGCCGGGGCUUUCAGGUGACCCUGGCAUCAGGGGUCCGACAGGGCCCAAAGGUGAAAAGGGAGACGCCUGCGACGCCUGCCCCACUCUCCAGGGGGAGUUCUUGGAUGUGGUCGGGGUGCCAGGAAAACCCGGAGCCAAAGGGGACCGUGGCCCGCCGGGUGUUGGCCAGCCUGGGAAACCCGGUAAAUCUGGACUCCCUGGGAUUCAGGGGCCCCCCGGUCUGAAGGGGCUGCAGGGCGAGCCAGGCCCCCCCGGGAUCGGCGCCCAGGGUCCACAGGGGGAGCCUGGGGAGACAGGCCUGCCCGGGACUACUGGACACCCUGGACCUCGAGGGCCGGUGGGCGCCGUGGGAGAGAAAGGCACCAAGGGAUCCCCUGGCCUUAAAGGGGUGGAGGGUCCUCCCGGACCUCCGGGGAUGAGCAUCACUGGGCCACCGGGCCGCGAAGGGCAGCGGGGAAUGCCAGGGGUGCCUGGAUCCAACGGGCUGACGGGAGAAAAGGGGGCGCGGGGUGAGAAGGGGGAUCCUGGCGAAUGCACCUGCCAGCCUGGCCCCCGCGUGGACCCCAACUACUCGGGGAUGCCGGGAGCCCCAGGACUGUGGAUCGGGACGUCCUGGCAGCCUCAGCCUGGCCCGCAGGGUCCCCCAGGUGUCCCAGGACCGCCAGGCCCCCCAGGAGCUCCGGGGAGACAGGGCAUCCCAGGACACAAUGGUUUGCCAGGACUGCCUGGGCCAGCAGGAGAUGUGGGGCCGCUCGCUGUCGUAGCCGAGAGGAACAUCGAGGUGCUCAAGAACAUCUGCGGGGAUUGUGCCCAGGUGCAGACUGGCUCCCACACGCCCAGCGGAGUCAAAGGGGAGAAGGGCGAGCAGGGCAUGCCCGGUGCCCCCGGCAUAGACAACUGCGCACGGUGCUUCGCUCAGUUCCCGAGAGCGGAGGAGCCCCGGGGUGACCAAGCAGAAAGCGACGGUGACUGUGUUGGAGGGCCUGGGCUGCCGGGGAUGCCGGGCUUACCUGGAGAGAGGGGCGAACAGGGCCCACCAGGGAUGAGAGGAUCUCCAGGGCCCCCUGGACCGACUGGCCCUCCAGGUUUUCCUGGAACGCCUGGCGCACCCGGAUUGCCUGGUCUCCAGGGCGAGCGCGGACCACCUGGGCUCACCGGCGCGAAAGGGGAACUGGGCCCUCCCGGUCAACCCGGAUACCCUGGUGCAAUGGGCCCCCCCGGGCUGCACGGCAUCAAAGGAGAACGAGGCUAUUUGGGACCCCCCGGAGAGAAAGGGGAAUCGGGCCCCCCUGGUUCCGAUGGCGUCCCAGGUCCUACGGGGCCAGCGGGUCCGAGAGGAGAGCGCGGAACUCAGGGCAACUCUGGGGAGAAAGGAGAUCAGGGAUUUCAGGGGCAACCAGGCUUCCCAGGGCCAGCCGGCCCUCCUGGUUUCCCAGGGAAAGCCGGACCGACUGGGCCGCCAGGCCCCGCUGCCGAGAAGGGCAGUGAAGGGAUGCGCGGCCCUACGGGGAUGCCAGGGCCAAUGGGGCCCCCAGGGCCUCCUGGAAUACAGGGCCCAGCCGGCUUGGAAGGACUGGAUGGGAAGGACGGGAAGCCAGGGAUGCGGGGCGACCCGGGUCCUGCAGGGCCGCCAGGGAUGAUGGGGAUUCCGGGCUUCAAGGGGAAACCCGGCCACCCGGGUCUCCCAGGCCAGAAGGGUGACUGUGGCAAACCCGGCCCCCCCGGAAGCGCGGGCCGGACAGGGGCAGAGGGGGAACCUGGUCCGAUGGGACCCCAAGGCAGACAGGGGCCUCCGGGCCAUUUAGGUCCCCCAGGAAGCCCAGGCCAGCCGGGCCCAGCCGGAAUCACAGGAAUGGGAUUGAAGGGCGAGAGGGGAUCUCCAGGGGAAAGAGGUCUCGCAGGGAUGCCCGGGCAACCCGGGCCCCCAGGCCACCCUGGACCACCCGGCGAGAUGGGCGCGGACGGAGCAUCUGGGAAAGAGGGCCCACCGGGGAAGCCUGGACUGUUAGGACCAGCUGGCCAGAAGGGUGAAGCUGGCCCUGCAGGGGAGAGAGGGCACCCUGGAGAGAAAGGGAGAGCUGGCAUGCCUGGAGGACCAGGGAAAAGUGGCUCCAUGGGCCCCGUGGGACCACGUGGCUCUCCGGGAGAGAGAGGCCACCCGGGCUCCCCAGGACCUGCUGGCAGCCCGGGGACGCCAGGACUCCCAGGCACAAUGGGAGACAUGGUGAAUUACGACGAAAUCAAGCGGCUCAUCCGGCAAGAGCUGAACAAAAUGUUUGACGAGAGGAUGGCGUACUAUGCCUCCAGGAUGCAGUUCCCGGUGGAGAUGGCUGCCUCCCCAGGACGACCAGGUCACCCUGGUAAAGAUGGAGCGCCAGGGCGGCCAGGGCCUCCUGGCUCCCCUGGGUUACCGGGACAGAUCGGGAGAGAAGGGCGGCAAGGUGUGCCAGGCAUGAGAGGUGAGCCCGGCGCCAAAGGAGAAAAGGGAGAGAAAGGCAUUGGCCUUGUGGGAGAAAGCGGCCCGCCGGGGGCGCCCGGUCCCCAAGGGCCACCAGGAUAUGGCAAGCUGGGUCCGCCUGGGCCUAUGGGACAGCAAGGCAUCCCAGGCGUUCCUGGACCACCGGGAGCUACAGGGCAGCCUGGAAAGACCGGGCAUUGUAACCCUUCCGAUUGCUUCAGCAUGAUGCCCCUUGAGCAGCCUAUGUACGAGCCCAAAAGUAUGAAAGGACCCCUAGGCUGA
Molecule: messenger RNA, 4965 nt
Organism: Emys orbicularis (European pond turtle)
Lineage: Eukaryota; Metazoa; Chordata; Testudines; Emydidae
Gene: COL16A1
Product: collagen type XVI alpha 1 chain
Exons: 71
Coding region: 1-4965 (1654 amino acids)
Biological process (GO): extracellular matrix organization
Molecular function (GO): extracellular matrix structural constituent conferring tensile strength
Source: RefSeq, a predicted model, not a curated record